Messenger RNA from Anthonomus grandis grandis, 3638 nucleotides. RefSeq names its product DENN domain-containing protein 2B-like. The transcript is spliced from 13 exons. Lineage: Eukaryota; Metazoa; Arthropoda; Insecta; Coleoptera; Curculionidae. The record is from RefSeq and is a predicted model, not a curated record. The coding region runs from base 203 to 3430 and encodes 1075 amino acids.
GAACUGUCAAAAUAUACAAUAGGCGAGUGAGAAACGCAAGAAAACCGUCUAUAAGUGAUACUUUCCGUGCAGUUUGUGUCCUCUGGAGCACUUAUUUAAUUCCGCCAUUUAUUAAUUAAUUAACUCUUCUCGGAAUAUUUAAAUCGGGACCACUUGUUGACACACUUCCACUAUCAUGUAACAGAAUUUUAAUGAAUUGAAAAUGUAUAGGCCACCUCAAAACUGUAACCGAGUAAAAUCUAUUAAGAAAAAGUUUGAAAACAUCGAAAACCAAAGUGAAACUGUCAAUGUGGGCCCCUCGAAGCCUUUUACUAGUGCCAAAAAGCUCUUGGCCCCCUUAACAGAGAACUCUCUGAACGGUUUUUCGCGUGAGCACAACGCUAGAUCCUCGAUACCACAAAGGGCAGCUCAACCCAGUCUUUCUCGGCAGCUAUCGGAUCCUGCCAAAAGGAAUAUCAAAAGAACUCCCGCCUUUAGGGUUGACAAAAGCGCCGAGGAUUCACCUGUGCGCCCCACUAGCCUUUUCCAAACGAAAAUUAAACAGUUCAACCGAGUGAAAUGUGGCAAAGAACUUGACUCACCUUCAGAUGAUUCUACUGGGGGAUUAAAGUGUGACCUAAUUGAGUUUGAUAAGCAUACCGUAAGCUGUGAUAGUGUUUCCUUGAAGGAAAACAGUUCAUUUUUAUAUCCUAGGAAUAAGUUAGAUGUUUAUAGUAGUACGAACAAGACUGAAGUGCCCCGUAAUAAGAGGGCCUCAUUAAUUAAGUCCAAGAGCUCGCAAGAUUUCCAAUAUGUUCGCAAAAAGUUUGACGACGAACCUGAGAAUUUAAGCACCGAAAUAUUAAGCACCGCCAAUAUUGACUUAUCUCUCCUGUACACCCAACCCAUUCCCAAAUCUUUAAGACACAAGACAACCGAAACCAACUGCACCUCAAAAAUCGACAACAUCUACACAAAAAGCACGUUACAACUCACCGAUAAUGACAAAAAAGAGUUUCUGAACUCUUUGCAGAGGGUCCUGGCCCGUCAGGACCUACCGGGAGGCCUAACUGACUCGCUAAGGGUGGCCCUAAAGAAACCUCUGCCCAAGGGCCCCGCUCCCCAAAAACCGCCCAGAACAUUCCAGCAUUGUGCCGAAGCGGUUAUAAAUGAAAAAAGAAAAACCCCCAAGAAGGGUGACCCCCGGUACAUGCUGAACAAACUGGAAAUGGCUUUGAAAAAUAACAAAUUAAGGGUGAGGAAACAGCUGCCCCGGGUGGAGGUGUGUAGCACCACCUCGGGGGAGGACAGCGACGACAGUUUGUUGUUUCGCAGUAAAUCUUGUCGCAGCGUUCAUAAAGAAGACACUGAGGAUGGUGGUUUCGAUAAUUUGUUGGGGGAGUUUAAUUGUUUCGGGGGGUUCGGAGGGUGUGGGAAUCCCGGGUAUCAGAGGCUUAAGGAGCCGAGUGCGUCUUUUUUUGUUAGUGCCAGUCCUGAGAAGGAGCAUAUUUAUGAUGAACCUGUCAGGAGGAAGAGCAGUGAGGUUGAGAGUGAGAAGACGAAGAACAGGAAUAGCUUGUAUUAUAUGAGUACUGCCCUAAUACCGGAAGAUACCGGUCAAAAUGGAGGAGGACCCUCGAACCUAAAAGGAGCCACUAUGGACGAUUCGAAAGCUGAACUUAGUAGUAGCAGAGUAAAUAGGCAGAUUUCCGCGGAAGAUUCGUCACUGUCAUCGUUCACGUCGGACCUGGACUCGAACCCGAGCCCGGUGGCCGACGAUCCUCACGCCAAAAUCCGCUUUCUGAUCGAGAAUUUCGAGAAACGGAGACAAACGUUACCGAAAGUCAACGGGGAGGACAGAGAGGGCGAACCGGCGAGGUCGUUUAGCGUGUCGAGCGACAGCGCCAGUAGAGUGGAGGCCUUAAAAGAUUCGCUAAGGAAAACGUUAGAUAGGAGUUUUAACAGUGAUGCGAGCCUGGCCGGGGCACGAGAAAGCGACUCGGAGAACUUUGAGGACGGCAAAGUGUCCCGUAUGGUCGAGCGGUUUCACACGUUUCAAAAAUCGGCGCCAAAGUACCAGCAGCCGUCAGUGAACACCGACACCCUCUUCGACUGUUGCUUGGUGAUCGAAAAAGUGCAGGAUUGCGUCCGGAUCAAGUUCAAAUUUCCCGAAAACGUGGACAUCCCGAAGAACAUCGAGUAUCUGUGCUUCCCCGAGAGUCCGGAGAGUCCUCCGCUAGAGGGCACCAGCACUGCUCAAAGUUACACUUUGCUGAUCACCAGUGAAACUGGCGUGAGGACUUACGGGUAUUGUCGCCGGGUACUUCCGGAGGGUUCCAAUCAUUGUUUACCGUUGGUUUAUUGUAUAUUGAGUAAAUAUCGCUUGCCGAGGUUUUACAAGAAAGUCCUGCUAGAACUGGAGUCGCGUCACGGCAUGCAAAACAAGUACAGAGACCGGUUGAUCAGUCAGUUUUACUUUAAAAAGAUCCCGAAACCCGGUGACAGUAUCACGAUCAAUUUGUCGGGUUUAGAUGGUGGCGGCGAUAAAACGAGCGCUUUCGAGGGCAGUUUGGAUCUGACCAGUUUUAUACAGGUAAAUAAAACUGGCGAAUACGGCACCUUGACCCAUAAAAGGACGGAGAUUUUCGUGUCGCCGAACGACGCAGUUGCUCCCAAUUUCGUCUCGUACGACGGUGCCAAGACCGAAUUAGUCCUGACGAUGCACGACGCCCGAUACGAGGUGGCCGAGCUGAAAAGGCUCCACAAAUUACCGGCGGACGUUUUAUUGAAGAUCUUCUCCUCUUUACUAUUGGAACGCAAAGUGAUCCUAAUUAGUUCGGUCAUAAGUGAGUUGUCGUCCUGUGUGGACUCGUUGCAGAGCAUCCUCUAUCCGUUUACGUGGUGUCACACCUUCAUCCCGAUUAUUCCGGAACCGUUGUGGGAUAUCCUGGACUGUCCCACUCCGAUUGUUUGCGGAGUGCUGUCUCAGGACGCCAUGGAAGGGAGACAUGUCGAGAAUGCGAUCGUGGUAAACGUAGACACAAAAUCGGUGCUGAUCGAAGAAGGAGACGAGCUAAAAAUCCUGAGCGGCAGCCUACACAAAGUCUGGCGUCAAUUCAUGACUUUGGCGAGCAACAUCCAAUCCAACGAGUUCGUUUACUCCUUUUAUUUGGCCGACGCUUAUCUAUCGGUUUUCAUCACCUGCUUCAAGUCUUACAAACAGUACGUGGUCGAGGGACAGUUUCUGAAAGACGAGCUGAUAAAGAACGCGAAAACCAAAGGGAUCCGCCGGUUCCUGAAGAUGUUCACCGAAACCGGCAUGUUUCAGGGGUUCGUGGACGCGGCCCUACAUAAUCCGGACACCCUCGCCUUGUUCGAUAAGAAAAUCGAACUGUUCGGGUCCGAUCAGAGCUCCUCGAUCUUGGACAAGUUGAUCGAGUGGCACCGGUAAACUCCACCUGUUUUAAUUGUUUUAACUAAGUGCCUUUUAAUCGUGUGAUAACCGUCAAGGUUUUGCUACUAUGUAGUAUGUUUUUUUUUACUUAAUCUUUAAGUACCAAUUGCUUUUUUGUAUGUGUAUAAAAAGACUGCAGUUAUUUAGGCCUCACGGUUGUUAUACAUGAUUUUUUUAAGUAUGUAUAUAAAAAUUCUUUAUUUUA